Angiostrongylus costaricensis is the source of this 219-nucleotide messenger RNA. Lineage: Eukaryota; Metazoa; Nematoda; Chromadorea; Rhabditida; Metastrongylidae. The record is from the annotation of a GenBank genome assembly.
AUGGCUCAGUGCCAAAAGAAGAAGAGUGCACGCGUCAGAGCGAAAGGUGGGCAGAGCGAGGUGACGAGAGGAGCAGAGACGCAGGCGACUCAGCCGGACGCGGAGGAGGCCGGUCCGACGGCCAGAUGUCCAUGGCUGUCCGCUCCCGUCCAUUCGAGGAGGGCGAAGAGAGGGUUCGAUCAGUCGAACACUCGUCGUCAGAGUGCACUUGGACAGUAA